Molecule: messenger RNA, 8110 nt
Organism: Paramacrobiotus metropolitanus
Lineage: Eukaryota; Metazoa; Tardigrada; Eutardigrada; Parachela; Macrobiotidae
Product: eIF-2-alpha kinase activator GCN1-like
Exons: 37
Coding region: 47-7927 (2626 amino acids)
Biological process (GO): regulation of translation; cellular response to amino acid starvation
Cellular component (GO): cytosol
Molecular function (GO): protein kinase regulator activity; protein binding
Source: RefSeq, a predicted model, not a curated record
UGCCAAUGAUCCGCUGCAAUCACUGCUGCAAAAUAUCGCACUAUGCAUGCCGCGCUACAUCGGUGACCGGAAAUCGGUGAUAUUGCUGGAUGAUUUUGCCAAUCGAAUUUUGGAAAAGGCAUCGCCGGAGAAUUAUGGACAUUUUGUCGCUAUCGUGUCUGGAAUAGCAAAUUGUGUGGCUUUUUCUGCAUCGACGGCUUAUUCCCGGAAACUUGCUAGGCAAGCGUUGCGACUUAGUGUUGCCUUGUAUUCGAAGAUAUCCCCGAAAAGUGAGGAAGGAAAGACCUUGAUGCAUGUCCUGGCGAAGCUGUUAUUUUGCAUCCUCGCUUCUGGUCGACGUGCGGACGAAAGGCAGAUUGGCAGAAUUCUUGAUCCGAUUUUCAAACAGGGUGAUGCAUUUUUUGCCUGUGUUGCCGAACUGCUUGCCAAGGAAGAUGCUUCAGUUUACAUGAUCGGUUUGGUUAACGCAAUGGUUUUAUACACCGAAACCAGGAGAUCGGAUUACUUAGCGGACGAUUCUGUUUUUACGCCGGUUAUAAAAUAUAUUGUCAGAAUGCUAUUUAACAUGAAAGUGCCCAAUAUGCCACAGUUUGUGGAUCUGUGCGAACGACCUUUGCGAUACAUUACGACCGAACAAUUCAAAGAAAGCAUUUUACCUGCAUUGACAAAAGCAUUGCUUCGCAAUCCCGAAAGUGCACUCCCUGCUGUUGUGAAGAUUUUAAGAAGCUUGAAAAUUGAUUUGAGCCCGUUUUGUUUGGAAAUUGGGAAACAUUUAACAGUUCAGCUGCAUUCUAAAGUGGAUGAAUCGCGUCGGCUUAGCGCAGAAGCUUGUAAAUGUCUAGCUCAGAAAUGCCAGAAUUCCGGACAUGCAGUGGAACUCCUUCGUCACGUUUUUGCUGUGUUGAAUGGUUCGGAAGGAAAAAUUACUGUGGCAAAUGAGCGGAUUGAUUUAUUGACUGGCAUUGGAAAUUUAAGCUACCAACCUGAAAAAGAUCUCUCGAGUCAGGCGGAGCCGAUCACGACUCUUUUUUUAUCUUUUGUGGGCAGCGAAGCUCAAGAAGCAAUUAGCUUACAUGCUCUUUCCGCCUUUCGUUUGUGGAUACGGAAAUUCAAUUCCGUCCCUGCAAAUCUCGUUAGCGCGGUUAAGAAUUUGCAAGCUCAAAAGGCCACGACAAUCCGAUCUGCGUUAUUAACAUGCUUGUCCCUUUUUCCAGAUUUAUCGCAAUCGGAACGUCAGUUGUCGGAAAUUAUUCCAGUUCUUACGAAGACCGUGGAUGCAGCAGUAGCAAAACCUUCCGACAUAGCGAUGUGUUUAGAAGCGUUGCCGGCGCUGAGUUGCCUUCUUUCCAUUUAUCAAAGUGGCAGUUUCACCGAUCAGAAACGACAGAAUAUUUGGAACGCAAUAACUGAUGCGAAAAAGGAAAUUUUAAUUUCCGAUAGAUUUUUGAAUGCUUUAUCGGAAGCAACAUCUACCUCUUAUAUCCAGUUAGUCGAGAAGCUGUUAUUGCUUAACUACGAUAAACUGAAACCGGAAACAAUCAGGGCCUAUCUCUAUGCAUACGCCUAUGUUCUUGUAAGAAAUCACCAUGAAAUACGCAAACAAGGCUUAGAUAGCUGGAAACGAAUUAUGCAGCUGCAUAGUGACAAACAGCUUUCCGAAGAAUUAGUGCGUGGUGUGGGAACUGCGUUAUCGAAACUGCGAUUAUCUCAGAAUCCAGCGGACGGCGAUGGUGCAGAAGAAAGUCAUUUCGCAAAACACGCCGUACACAUCUUAACUUCCAUCACCGAAUUGUUUGUCGAGCUCAAAUGCACGCCAGCCGCGAAAGGACGACUGAUUCUGGAAAUGCUGUUGGUUACUCAAGAACCUGGUAUCCGAUCCCUGAAUCCUAACCUAUGGAUUGAUCUGUUACGCCGAUUUCAUGAUGACAAUAUCUUUCCGGAUAAAUUGUUUGCUGAUAACAUUGCCCAAAUUUUUCAACUGCUACUAACGGAACAUGGCCUUCCGGAUGAAGCAGUGGAAAAUGCUGUAAAAACGCUGGUUGGUUUUCCCACAUCGGUGACCGUUGAGAAAAUAUUGUCAGGAAUUAGAGCGUCACUACAAAAUUCAGAGUUUGCCGCAGUAUCCGUUGAUGAUUUUAUGGUAUUCAAGACCCCAGCAGGAGUUCUCUACGAUAAAUCAGUGCUUGAGACGGCUGCAGGUAGUGAUGGUGGAAAAGGAAACGUAAAACGGGAAAGCAAGGCGUAUUCAUUCAAAGAGCAAAUGGCAGAAAUGGAGCUGCGCAAGGAACUAGAAGCCAAAAGAAAGGCUGAAUCGGGCGGCAAAGAGGCUCCACUAAACGCUAAACAAAAAGAGGCCAUGACGAAGCAACUCGCUAAGGAAAAUACAAUUCGGCUGACCGUCCAAGCCGUUUAUGCUAAAGUUCAGCGUAUUUUUCUCAUUUUGGAUUCAAUGAUUAAGGGGAAUCCUGAAUAUAUGCGAGUUUUCAAGAGUCAGUUGAUUGAUGUGGUUAGCCCGUUACUUCACAUCCCGCUUCUGGCACAGUCGGCUUGCAAUACCUGGAUGUUACUGAGCAAGUGUGCCGAUGAUCCACUGCGGAGGAAUGGACUUUCCAUUGCCUUAGCCAUUACCAGUCUUCGUGUUUUGGAGCCGGUAUGCCCGUUGCCGCCCCAGUUAACACAGGAAAAUUUGACAGCAGCCAUUUCUCGCAUCGUCCAUGGUUUGUUCUUGUUGUGCAGCGAAGAAGCGGAAAAUGGUGCACACAAUGAAACCAGCGAACUGAAUUCACAGCCACGGAUCACUGUGCCGGACGGAUGCUUUGCUUUCCCUUUGUUGCGGAUUGUUCUCAACGAGGAUCAUGCGAAAAAGCUCGGAUUGAAGGAACCAGUGCUUUUGGAAGCAUUUAAAAUUAUCAGCAAAGUCCUGGAAGUUUCGUCCUCCAAGGCGGAUGAAUCAAUCACCAACAACUACAGCAACGACGACAUGGCCGGAUUGGAAAUGAACGAGGACAAUCCCGCGUUUCUACCACUGUCGGAUAUUCUGCGGACUGUAGCUGCAGCCGGCGAAAGUACUACUGGUUUGUUCGAUCACGAUAUUGGUACAGCGGUGCAGAAUUUUGCAAAAGCCGUGAAGAAAGCGGUGGAUUCCGGUGAGCAGUUACAGCCAGACAUCGUCCAACAGCUAUUGCACAUCUUGCUGAUACCGAAACCGUUUUUUCGCAUUGCCUCACUGCAGGCAUUGAUGGUGCUGGGCGAUCAUUUGGAGCCCUUUGUAAAAGAUUCCGCUGUGCGUCAGUUGACGAUGAGGAGAUUGUUUGUGGCGGCACAUGACUGUGAAGACCCGAAAGUUGUGGAAUUUGCACGAGAGCUGUUCCAAGAUCUGCGUCUGACCCCUAACGAACAGUUGGUGGAAGAUUGUUUGGACGAUGUGACAUUUGGCCAAGAGUUUGUGCGUAACUCAAGUUCUGCUGCUCUGGGUGUUUUGUUGUCCCAGUUCCCCGACAAAGCGGAAUACGUCUUGGAUCAACUCAUUCAGCGCUAUAACAAAAAUGCAGAAAUCUGCAAAGUGAAGUUAGACAAAUUCGGUCGUGCGUUACUAGACAGUCAGCCUGAUCAGUGGCCGGCGAGGCGUGGCAUUGCAUCAGCUUUAACGGCCGUGGCUCCUUAUUUGAACAAGCAGGAAAUGCUCGAGCGACUAAUGGACUUCAUGCUCCAGAAUCCUUGUGCACUAAAAGACGAAAAAGCCCCAGUGCGAAGUGAUAUGCUGGAACUGGGCGUUACAGUGGUGGAACUUCACGGAGAGCAGUAUGUUGGUUUGCUACUAGAAAAGUUCGAAGAAUGUUUGGCCAAAGCUCCCAAAACCGGCGAAUAUGACAUCGUUCGGCAAAAUGCUAUUGUUAUCAUGGGAAGCUUAGCCAAGCACUUAGAUAAAACACACCCGAAAAUACGACCCAUUGUGCAUCAGCUGGUCGCGGCAUUGUCCACACCCAGCGAAGAGGUCCAGAAAGCUGUAGGGCGCUGCAUUGCACCACUCGUUCAUGUUAUUGAAGAUGAUAUCCGAUCGGUGAUCCCGAACUUACUUCAUGUCCUGUACGAAUCGGAGAGUUAUGCUCAUCGACGCGGGGCAGCCUACGGAUUAGCCGGCGUCUUCCAGGGCUUGGGAAUUAUGUCGCUGAAGGAUUUCGAUAUUAUGCUAACAAUCAUGAAUGGCUUGCAAGAAAAGAAAAAUGCUCAGCGACGCGAAAGUUCCCUGCUUGCUGUGGCUAUGCUGUCACUGGGGCUUGGAAGAGUAUUUGAACCCUUCGUUCUGCAAGUAGUGCCAUACAUUCUCCAGUCUAUUGGCGAUCCGAACAUUCAUGUUAGACAGGCUGCGGACGAAGCGUCUAAAGUGGUGAUGAGCCAGCUGACUGGACCAGGUGUCAAGUUAAUUCUUCCUGCCCUCCUAAAAGGCUUGGAAGAAGAGGCUUGGCGAGCAAAAGCGGCCUCAAUAGAAAUGUUAGGCGAUAUGGCUUUCUGUGCUCCCCGUCAGCUGUCCACGAGCUUGCCCAUGGUUGUGCCGAAGUUAAUCGAAGCAUUUGGUGAUUCCCACACCAAGGUCCAAGAAAGUGCUGUUAACGCUUUAAAGAAAAUAGCUUCCGUUAUUAAGAACCCUGAAGUCAUCGGUUUGGUGCCAGGUAUUCUGAUCGCCUUACAAGAUCCCGCCAAGAAAACCACAUCCUGCUUAAAGACCAUUCUGCAGACCCAGUUUAUCCAUGUAGUAGAUGCUGCGUCGCUGGCGCUGCUGAUGCCGGUCGUUCGUCGCGCUAUAUACGACCGGGGUAGUGAAAACCGAAAAUUAUCCGCUCAAAUAAUGGCGAGUCUGUACAGUUUGGCUGACCAGAAAGAUUUGCUACCGUAUUUGGAUGGAAUCCUACCAGGGUUAAAGAACUGCCUGCUGGAUCCAGCUCCAGAAGUGAGGUUAUGUGCUGCCAAAGCGUUGGCGGCCUUGGUGAAAGGCACUGGAGAGACUGGAUUUGAUCAACUAAAGGAAUGGCUGUUUAUGAAGCUGGUUUCGGAAAACAAUUCCGUGGAUCGGUCGGGCGCAGCUCAAGGUUUGGCUGAAUCGCUGGGUGUCCUUGGUCUGCAUAAACUCCAGGAAGUCCUUCCGCAGUUUCUUAAGUACGUGCUGGACGAACGGACCCCGUCGCACGUUCGUGAUGGUUAUUUAUUGGUGUUUGUGUACUUACCGGUGGUGUUCGGACAAGACUUUUCGCCAUUUAUCAGUGAUGUUAUUCCGGCUAUUCUUUUGGGGCUGGCUGAUGAUACCGAAUAUGUGCGUGAAACAGCUUUAUUAUGUGGCCAGCGCAUUGUGAAUUAUUUUGCCGAUUCGGCAAUCGAGCUGUUGCUUCCGCAACUGGAAGAGGGUAUGUUCGAUGAAAACUGGCGGAUCCGUUACGCAUCAGUUCAGUUACUGGGAGAUUUAUUGUACAAAAUCGCCGGAGCCAGUGGCAAGCACACUACGACUGGAUUGGAGGAGGAUGAGAACUUUGGCACAGAACAGUCACAUUCGCUUAUUUUACAAAGACUUGGAGAGACGCAUCGCAAUCGCGUGUUGGCCGGUCUCUAUAUUUGUCGUUCAGACAACGCCUUGGUUGUUCGUCAGGCCGCUCUUCAUGUGUGGAAAGUUAUUGUUACCAAUACUCCCAAAACGUUGCGGGAAAUUUUAUCAGAAUUGUUUGAAAUCCUUCUUGAUGCCCUGGCUAGCGAUAAUGAAGAGCGCCGUCAGGUUGCUGCAAAAACUCUAGGAGAGCUGGUGCGGAAGCUGGGUGAGCGUAUUUUGCCCGAAGUUAUUCCCAUUCUUCAAGCGGGAUUGGAUUCGGAAGCAGACGAGCACCGUGAAGGCGUUUGUGUUGGCUUGAUGGAGAUUAUUUCUUCCUCGAACAAAGAAACCGUUAUUAUGUACUGUGAUAUCCUGGAGCCGACACUGAGUAAGGCACUUUUGGAUCCUAGCGGUGGUGUUCGACGAGCCGCAGCCGACGCUUUUUGCAUGCUGGACAACGUCGUCGGACACAAGAUUCUGGACGAUAUCCUCCCUGUGUUGUUUGAUAAAGUGACGGAUCCUGUAGAAGGAGACCGUGCGCUGGAUGGUCUGCAGCAGAUUAUGCAACGGCGCAGUAGAGUGGUAUUGCCUUACCUGAUUCCCCGUCUGACUACUCCGCCCAUAAACACCAAAACUUUGGCCUUGCUAACAGCAGUAGCCGGAGAAGCGUUGAGUAAACAUUUGGGCAAAGUGCUGCCGUCGCUGCUCAACAGUUUGGAGAAUAAAAUGGGAACGCCUGAACAAGAGGAGGAGCUAGGCUACUGCCGUAGUGUGGUUCUGUCCGUGGAAGACGAAACGGGUGUUGCCACUCUCGUUGAGUCGCUGAUGCAUGGAGCGCAAAAUGAGAAGACAAGAAUGGCGGCGGUUACUUUGCUGGAUGUGUUCUUCGCUAACACAAAAGUGGAUGUGCGGGCUUUCUUCGGGACGUCCAUUCGGCCCUUGAUGCGCCUGUAUAUGUUCGAUGACCCGAUUUUGGUAAAGAAGGUCGCGUCCGUUAUUGGAACGUUGAUAAAGAAAACUCCUACCGAUGUCAUCUACGAAAACGUUUCGUCGCUUCGCACUGCCAUACGAGCGGUGCACAUGGAGUUGAGAGUGCCAUCUAUUCCAGGUUUAUGCCUCCCGGAGGGAGCCGCCGUUUUUAUACCCUUAUUGCGGGAUGCUUUGCUGAGCGCCAGCGCUGACGAGAAGGAAGUGGUUGGCCAGACUAUUGGUGAUUUGGUGCGACUUUCUAGUCAGAAUGGUCUGAAAUCAUCCGUCGUGACAAUCACUGGGCCCAUUAUCCGUAUUCUCGGUGACCGUUAUUCGUCUAGUGUGAGAACAGUUUUGCUGGAUAGCUUGAACGCGUUGAUUGAAAAGUGUUCCCUCUUGAUCAAACCUUUUGUACCUCAAAUCCAAACCACAGUGUCCAGAGCCCUGUCCGAUCCGAUACGUUCGGUGAGAGUAAAAGCCGGCAUUGUGGCGUCUAAUAUUGCUCCGAUGCACCCGCGGCUGGAUACACUAGCGAACGAUCUCCUGGAAGUGGCCAGAAAUAAUGCUGAUCUUGGAACAAAAGAAACCACUCUUCGGUCACUUCGCAUGAUCUUAGCGAAUGCCGGUAGCAAACUUUCUCCACAGUACCGGUCAGACGUUGUGGCAGUUGUGACGCGUUAUUUGGAUGCCGACGACAACGAUUUAAAAAAUGCUGCGUCUGGUGUUUUGGGUGCAUUGUGCCGGUUUGCCGUGGAUGACGAACUUGCUUCGCUGCUGAAGAAUAAUAUUUUUGAUGUUUCGAGCAGUGAAUGGACCCUUCAGCACGGUCACUGCCUGGCUUUGGGUGCCGCCUUGAGAGAAGCGGGAGAAAAACUGCUGUCUCCGCAGUAUGCUGACACAACUAUGGAUAUCAUUCUAAAACACCAAACCAGCGAUAGAGUCCCAAUAGCAAUUACCAGUAUGCGAUGCAUGGGUCUUUAUUUGCUGCACCAGCGAAAAAAUAAUCAACCGCUGAAUAAAAAGUUACUGAUUACUUUGGCCAAAAGUUUGAAUCAUCCGGCUAUUGAAGUUAAGCAGCUCGUCGCUCACAUCUGCAGCCAUUUAGCGCUGGUUUGCGAACAACCUCUGGACAUCUCAGAACUGAAAAUUCUCGUUCCUCAGUUGGUUAAUGGAACCAAGGAGAAAAAUACUGCUGUACGUUACGAUAGUGAGAUGGCUUUGGCGGAUGUUCUGGCGCUGCGCAAAGAUGAAACCUUGUUUGAGAAUGUCAAGGCUGCAAUGGAUGUUGGCGCUCGCGAUUCACUUCAGAAUGCUAGAAAAAGUCUUAGUAAAUCCGUUAUGCAGAGUGCAACCAAACUGGAAGAGUUGGAUGAGACCUUUUAAUUGUGGGGUUUUGAGUGAUUAGAAAUUUUAUAAAUUUUUGUGCUUUUUGAAAGUUCAGUGAUGCUGCGCAGGAGUUGUACUUUCGGUAACCAACACUUCAGAGUAACUUUUUGUGUUUUUCACCCAUUGACCCCUGUUUUCGAAGUAAAAUUGCAAGAAAAUUAAAAGUUAGGAAACCAAUAA